GAUGGCAAGACUGAAAUGAAAUCCACUCUCAUUAACCUGGUCAACUUUGUAGUGUGCCAACUCUUUGCCUUGCUAGCAGCCAUUUGGUUUCGGACUUACCUGCAUUCGAGCAAAACUAGCUCUUUUAUAAGACAUGUUGUUGCCACCCUUUUGGGCCUUUAUCUUGCACUUUUCUGCUUUGGAUGGUAUGCCUUACACUUCCUCGUACAAAGUGGAAUUUCCUACUGUAUCAUGGUCAUCAUAGGCGUGGAGAACAUGCACAAAUAUUGUUUUGUCUUUGCUUUGGGAUACCUCACAGUAUGCCAAAUUUCUAGAGUCUAUAUCUUUGAUUAUGGACAAUAUUCUGCUGAUUUUUCAGGCCCAAUGAUGAUAAUUACCCAGAAGAUCACUAGUUUGGCUUGUGAAAUUCAUGAUGGGAUGUUCCGGAAGGAUGAGGAACUGACUCCCUCGCAGAGAGGCUUAGCAGUCAGGCGCAUGCCGAGCCUUCUGGAGUAUUUAAGUUACAACUGUAACUUCAUGGGCAUCCUGGCAGGCCCCCUCUGCUCGUACAAAGACUACAUCACGUUCAUCGAAGGCAGGUCGUACCAUGUGGCACAAUCAGGUGAAAACAGAAAAGAAGAAAUGCAGUGUGAAAGGGCAGAGCCGUCCCCCAACAUGGCAGUUAUUCAGAAGCUCUUGGUCUGUGGGCUCUCCUUGUUUUUUCACCUGACCGUCUCAAGAACGUUGCCAGUGGAAUACAACAUUGAUGAGCGUUUCCAAGCUACAGCUUCGUGGCCGACAAAGGUUGUCUAUCUGUAUGUCUCUAUUUUGGCUGCAAGACCCAAAUACUACUUUGCAUGGACGUUGGCGGACGCCAUCAAUAAUGCUGCCGGCUUUGGUUUCAGAGGCUAUGACAAAAACGGAGCAGCUCGUUGGGACCUAAUUUCCAAUCUGAGAAUUCAGCAGAUAGAGAUGUCAACAAGUUUCAAGAUGUUUGUGGAUAACUGGAAUAUUCAGACAGCUCUCUGGCUGAAGAGGCACCCACCAAGGUCUGAGAUCACUAGCGCCCUCCCGCUCUCAUUCUCCGGAGAGUUGCUCAAACACAGAUUGUUAAAGAGAAAUUUUUUUGUUUCUUUAUUUCAGAUGAGAAAUAACUUUCGACAUCAUUUCAUCAAAACUCCCCAACUGAAGUUACUGUACGAUAUCAUAACAUGGGUAGUAACUCAAGUGGCAGUAAGUUACACGGUCUUGCCCUUUGUACUUCUUUCUAUAAAACCGUCGUUCAUGUUUUACAGCCAUUGGUAUUACUGCCUUCACAUCGCUAGUAUCUUAGUAUUAUUGUUGUUGCCGCUGAAAAAAACUCAAAGAGGAAAGAAGACACAUGAAGAUGUUCAGCUGUCACGAUCCAAAAAGUUUGAUGAAGGAGAACAUUCUUUGGGGCAGAACAGUUUUUCCACAGCAAACAAUGUUUGCAGUCAGAAUCAAGAAGUAGCCUCUAGACAUUCAUCAUUAAAGCAAUGAUGGAGAAAACACUCUGAUGGCUAUUUUUGUAUGUUAACAGAAACCAGUCUUAGCACCUUUCAAGGGAUUUGUGUCUGUUUGAAAAGAGAUUAUGUCGGGGGGAAAUCAGGCAGUUACAGGUAGGGAAUUCCCUGUAUCCCAGAUUGGAAAUGGAAUGAAAUAACCCCUCCCAUGCCAUGUCCCUGUGGGCCACGCCUUAUAUGAAAACAUUUCCAUUAUUUCAAUGGGCACUCAGGACCUCAGCAUAUGUCCACACGGUCAUAUGUGUGCCCUGUUGCUGAAUGUAUGUUGCGUAUCCCAAGGCACUGAAGAGGUGGAAAAAUAAUUGUGUCAAUCUGGAUGGUUGAGAAAAAUUAACUUUUCCAAAUGAAUGUCUUGCCUUAAACCUUCUAUUCCCUAAAAUAUUGUCCCUAAAUGGUAUUUUCAAGUGGGAUAUUGUGAGAACACUGUUUCAAUAUUUGAUGUUGUGUGUCGCACAGGAUUUCCGGAGGAAUUUAAACAGGAUAUUUAAGAUGGCGGAUACUUUAAAAUGCAAUAAAUAGCUCACUAUUUGAAGGGUUUUCUUAAAGUAUCUCAAAUGACUGUGGUCUGUAGGGAAACGGUAAACAGUAAUGGACGGCAAAUUAUAGGAACCUUAUUUUCCUGGAGAGCUUAAUUACCCUGUGUCAGGCAGAGAGCCCUUCAGGGGAAGAUUUCUUCAGUAUAAUCAAAGGUUGAUGAUGUAAUAUUUUAAGCUUGUUUUCUUAAAAUAGAGAAAGAAGAUGGCAGAGGAAGGCGGGCAGGCAUGAAUGAAGCAGGCGCUCCGUGGGCGCGGCGGGGACGGGCCCCCACAGGUGCCAGGUCUCCGCACAAGCACGUCCCCCCGGUUUAUAUGAGUUAUUUGCAAUUAUGUAAGACAUGAAAGUUGAAUAGCUUUUUACUAUGUUGGACUUGUGAAAGAAAUUUAUCAAGCGUAAGUUAUAUAGUAUUAUAAAAAGCAUUAUGAAAAUAAUAGUGGGAGAUUGCUUGAAGGUUUUGAAAGAGAAAUCUUGGAAUUAGCUUACUCUCGAGCUAAUCACUGCUUUAUCCUUGACAUUUAUAUUGGUAUUUGGGAAAAGUUUUAGGAAAAUGGAAACUUAUGAUCAUUAGGUCUGAACCACAUUUUUAGAGAAUGAUACAGUUUCCAAACUCUUCUCACAUAAAAAUUCUACCAUUCACUCUUAUUAAUGAGUUUUAGAUUCUGAAAGUAGGAAAAUGCACUUUGACCUCAUGGGCCAUUUUCACCGUAAUUAAUUUCAUCUUGAAUUGCUAGACGUCUCAUUUUACUCCUUUUUCCCCACAGUCUUGUGAUGCUGCAGGAGCUGAAGGCAGGGUGGAGGGGGUCAUGCCAGCCUGGGGUGGGGCCACAGCCACAGAGGGGACAUCCUGGGCCAAGAGAGGGAAGGAUGGGCGGGGCCUUCUGAAUUCACUGUUAUGCCACCCAUUUUCUGUGGAAGUUCUUUUCGUUUUGCCUUAAAUUUUUCAUGAAAUGCAAAUUGUCUGUCUAUGGUGAGUCUCUUUUUUUUUAUCAUUAAUAAAUUUGCAAAUGAAGUUACGGACAGAACCGCUCUGGUUUAAGCUGUGUAGUACUUCAUUUCAAGACAAAAGGAAAGGCAAAAUACAUGGAACUUUUGAGGUCUAACCAGCAAAAAUAGCAGUGCAUCUUCCUAGAACUUUAGUAAUAUCUUAGCCUUUGUUUAUAUGAAAUGUUUUUAUUUUUCUAAAGGUAAAUUUUUUCCACCUGACGGUGUUAGCCAUGCUGUUACCUCCCAGGAAAGGACAGAUUGCUAAAUUCCUUUCCUCUAUUUUCCCAGGCACUGAAAUUAAGCUGUGGGAUGUGGAGAGUGGCCCCCACAGUGUCUCCUCAAUUUAAUUAAUGCUGCAGAGAAUCUGGCUACUGUUAAGAAAAAGUCAACAAGUUUAGAGGUUAAAAGACAAGUCUAGGCAUGUUGUAAGUGCAAACAAGAAAGUGUAAUAAAACCUUUUUUUUUGUUCAGCCUACCUAGCCCUUACCGAAUAAUCAUGAUUUAUUUCUACUACCUGACUACAUUUGAUUUCUCAGUCUGUACACCUAAAAUAACUUAUUUAUGUUUUUUGCUCAAUGAAUGUAAUCAAAGCAAGAUGAUUGAUGAAUUUUCCAAUUAUGUUGAAGACAAUACGUUAUAGAUACAGUUGACGGCUUUCCAUUAUCUGGAUUGUCUGGGGUUUGUGGGGUUUUUUGUUUUGUUUUUGGUAUGAAAUAGGUUUUGAAUACCUUUUCUUUAAUUUUGGAGAAAUUACAAUCACAAGUAUGCAAUCUUGGAGAAAAACUGAAGAACUAAUUCUAAUCCUCAGCUUGACUUUUCUCCUCGAGAAGAGACCUUGUGCUUUAGAAAAUGAAUAUACCCACUUGGAGCGUUGUAAGGGUUAAUACGUUACUUCUAAUUACAGUAGGAGAAUUGCAAACUGGUACAGCUCUGCGAUGCUAAGUUUAAAGGGAUUCGUUGUAAUAUGCGCUUCUUGCUUCUUUUUUAAUCAACAGAAUAGGAUUCAGUGUGUAUUUAAAGUUACUGUUUCUCCACUCUUCAGUUGUCAUGGAACCACUCCAGAAAUGAUCGAUCAAUAUCAUUUUUAUAUUUUUACUUAAUUAUUAUACUACUCAGGGAGAAAAUGAACGAAAAUAAUUAUCUUUCCCUCAAUUUUAUUUUCUUGAAACAGUAAGUUAAUUUAUUUUGACAUAUCUCAGCUGUCACCAUUUUCCAACUGGCUUAUUCUUGGUUUUUAAAAGAAGCAUUUUUUUUAAUUGGAACUCGGGAUGACUGAGGAAAUUGACUUGGCUUCUAAAGUGCCCAGCGUAACAGAGGAGGUGUAUUUGGCUUCAGAAACGUCCAGCCACCACGUAUACUGCCACCAUACUCUUGGUUAAAAAGUAUUUUUUAAAUUGAUUCCCACCAUGGAUAACAUUCACAUAGAGGAUUUCCACAGAUACCAGUUUUGAGGGAAAAAUGCAGUAAAAAGAAUGGUUUUUAAAAGUGAAGGUCACACACAUUGAAGCACCAGUUGUCCUGGGAAGAGCUCUGGGUGUUCACCUGGCUCUGUCAUCGGUGAGCCUGGUGACCUGGACAAGUCCCCUGUCCUCCAGAUGAACCUUGCUGUGAAGCCCAAGGGUUAGUUCCAGAAGCUCAUGACCAGUGUGUUUGUAAGGAGUGGAAGCCAUUAGCAAGCUCUGUCAGAGCCACACGCAAGGGCGGAUUCACAGGCAGGAUCGUCUUCUUGGUCAUUUACUUUUACUACUUGAGCUCAAAGCCCUGACUUUUCGAAAGUGUUUUGAGGCAACAAGAAAACCUCUCAAUCCAUUAAAUCAGAAGUGUGGCAACAAACCCUUUCUAGUGAACGUAGUGUUAAAUGGAAUCUUUAAAUUAAAUAAUGAAAUAGUCUCCACUGGAAAAAUAUUUUCUCCUUUUACUUUUUCUGCUUUUUUGGUUUCUGUUUGUGCAAUGUAGACUGAAGAAGAUAUAUGCUAAAAAAUAUUUUAUAUGAAUUACCAACUUUACUGGACAAAGUUUACCACCGUGUAACUUCUCAAAUAGUAUUUCAUUCAAAGAUAUUUAAAGAAUAUUUAAUUUGCACCUUAUUUUAAACUACAGAAAAAAUUACUUUAAAAUGUUGCCAUUAAAAUAAUUACAAAGUUUAUACUUUUAUUCAAGGUCUGCAUUACAUUUAGGACAAAAAUCUCUCCUAUUUAAAAUUCAAACGUUUUGAAUUUUAAUUUCUAUAUUCAUGGACAACUCUGGACAUUUAUACUUUUCUGUUUCCUUAUUUUGAAUUGUUCAAAAUUAUUAGUUUAUUGAUUUGAAGGGUUCUGCAUUACAGUUGAAAGAAAAAAUUACUUGAGAGAAUAAUUGUUUCAGAAUAGUGCCUGUUACUACUUUGUCAGUGAAGGACUUGUCCAGAGUUUUAGAUAUAAACCAGUAUUUUGUGGAGUUUUAUUCAGCCACUAAUAGUCCAUCCUGGCUGAAAUUGAAUACAGCAGAUUUAACGUAGGUGCAGAAUUCUAAAUAACGCUGUGAAAUACAGUCUUGACUGCCCUCAAGUACCUUAUAAAACUACACUUAACCCAGGGUACAUUUAAUGAAUGGCUGAUCGUUUAUACACUUCAGUUAGAUGCUGAAAGUUCUGCUUUCUGCAGUCCUUUCUUAUAAAAGUGCAUUUGUGUCCAUGCACGCUCCUUAUGCUGAAGGAAAAUAUUUGCAUUAAAAAAAGAAAUUCCACUCUGAAAUGUGGAUUUGCAAGAUGAGGAAGCAGAGGAUCUCUACAGUGAUUUUCUGCAGCACCACUCAGUCAAAUCUAUCUAGAGUAACUCAAUACUGAAAAAACUUAAAAUGAGAUCUUCCACGUUGGCAUUUUGUAGGACUGCUCUUAAAAUCAGUGACUAAGCUGCUUUUUGUGUCUCUUGUACCAAGGAUGCAGCCAAUUACAUUUUACUUGGUUUGCUGCUUAAUAAUGUUUUUAUAUGUUUAAAAUAGUAUUUAUUUGAAUUUUUUUAACAUUAUGCAAACCCCAGUAAAGAACUGGUAAGCUCUAUAUAGGUCAUUGAUUGGGAAGACUUUCUGAAAUGGAGCCUGAAGAUGCAUUUUUAUGCCAACUAAUUUGUCUUGCCUUUAAGACUGAUUAUACCUGUCUUCUUUCAGUAGAUCUUUUAUAAAGCAAAAGAACAAAACAAAAAAACCCAAGACUGUUCUGUAAAUAAGAAUAUAAAGAUUCACGCAAAAUCACUGUCUAAAGCUUAUUCAGUGAUGCAAAGCCAUCUUUCCAGUCCCGUUUUAUCAGAUUUUGCUACUAUAAAAAGAAAUGGAAAUAUAAUGAAAAACCAAAAGUUACAGAGCAACAUCAGUAAAAUGAGUAACCAUUUUCUUAAUAACAUGUUUGAAAUGGAAAAAGUGACUGGCUGCCUUUACUGGUGUUGUAAAUGACCAUAUUCUGCCCAGUCUCUGUUUUGGGGUAAUUUUAAGAAAUUGGUUUGUUACCAUUCCUCUUUGCUUUUUCCUGUCAAAGGGCAAACACAUGUAAGGAGUUUGACAGCCUUUUAAAAUAUGCCUCUUUUCUGAUUUUAAGCAUUUUUGAUUCUGUAUCUAUGGGUUUGUCAACAAAGUCCAUUCGCUCCUGACUUAUUUACACAGGAGAAAAGGAAUCAAACAUUCGACACACACGUGUUCCAAGCCAGUCUUCUCCAUCUUCUGUCACCUGUACGCAGCUGCCUCCCUGAACCAGGAGGGGCCCGAUGGAAAGCAAUAGGAAUAAAAGUAAAAAUAAUUCAGGUGAAACCAGAGAAGCCCUUCUCCAUACAGAGUGAAAAUGUGUGAUUUCAUCCUGCCUUCCUUUACAGGUUGUGUCUUGAUCUCUGCGUAGGAGUAGUUGAACAUUGUUAGCCAAACGCGAGAAGGGUUCCAGCGCCAGCAGCCAGUAUUUACAAUCGUCACUUGCCUUCCCUGGGUGAGAAUAGAACGUGGUGUUCUGUGCAUUUUGUUUUUGUUAUUCCAAAAUAUUUUUUAAAGAAGUGUUAUUUUUUGACAGAUCCAUAAAUUAGUUCCGUGUUGUAUGGCAAAUUAAAACUUACCACUGUGUCAGUUACACUGUGACGUGAUAAUUUCAUAACCGCUCAUUUCGAGUCUGUGUCCUCAGAGCUGCACUGGUGGCUUGUUGCUGGGUUUUAAAGAUGUUUUUAACUGAACAUAUAAAUGUUUUUUUCUAAUUUGUGUGUCUUUAAAAAAAUGAUUAAACGGUAGUUUAAAAAUA
This is a messenger RNA of Vicugna pacos (alpaca), 7293 nucleotides long. The record is from RefSeq and is a predicted model, not a curated record. NCBI's taxonomy places the organism in Eukaryota, Metazoa, Chordata, Mammalia, Artiodactyla, Camelidae.